CCCGCUCCGCCUGCCCAGUCAACCUCCAAUAAAAAUCGUCUUCUUCACCACAAGGUUUUGGCGCGAAACGAGGUGGAUGGCUUCUACUACGCAGGCUUGGUAGUGCGCUGUUUGAACUCACGUUAUGUCGAGGUUGACUUCCGGGAUUUUGACCGUCAGGUUGUUUCCUCUAGAUACGUCAUUGCUAUGCAGGGAGCCAGGCCUUGUCCGUCACUUAAGGUUCAGUAUCCCUUACUUUCUGUAAAAAAUGCAGGUUACAAUGUUGUGGGUCGUGUUGUAUUAGAGGGAUCAGGCAUAACUUGGUUACGCUAUCCUCCGUUUCUUGUCUCGAAGGUGUAGAUUACUGAGUUGUACCGAUUCUUUUUUUCAUAUAUAGUCAGGCGUUUUUAGGUGAUAUAUUUGCUUCCAUCUGCGGCGUUUAGUCAAGUAAAAAGGGUAACUCUCCAUUUAUACGUUUUCUUUUUGUGCAAUAUUCCUGUGCUGUAUUACAUAUCCUUAUGCUCAUGUGCAUCACGCAAAGCAGUUAUAUUUUUUUUUCUUCAUCAAAGUGGUCGCACUUUUAUCUGUUUAUUGGCCCCUUGGAACUAAUCCAAUCUUCAUCUUAGCUUGGGGGUGUGUGGUAGAGACGUUACAGCCUACCAGUAUCGCAAAAGACGAGUCUAGUUCACCCUCAGAGUACGUUGCAUUGAUGGUAUUUUAUUUUAAACUGAUGUGUUUUUUGUUCAACAGGUUGGCGACUAUGUUCUCGUCAAGACCCUCGUUCCGCGCGAGGAAGAAGAUGAUGAGAUAAUUGACGGCGUGCAGUGUUACGUCCCUGGAAUCGUUCAAGUUGUUCCACUCAGAAAAGCUACAGCCACCAAGUGCUACACAAUACUACGCUUUAAUGGUAAAAAGGUCGGUAAAGGUCAACUCUACAGUAACGAGACCCUCUCUUAAGCGAAGACGUUUCAGGCCUCUCACCUAUUUGGUCAUGGUUCGAAUCAGAAAUAGAGAGGAGAUGGGUGACUACACGUUAUCAUGGUAGCGAAAUAUCUAGAUCUCGACAAUCUUUCUUGACAGAGACAGCCAUUUGUCAAACGAUGGAAGAAAAGUAUAGGCUACCNUUUUUUUUUUUUCUGCCAUAUUUGCAGGACCAUGGUUUCUUGAGAUCCAGAAAUUUUGCUACCAAUGCAACCUGACGUAACGAUUACUGUUAUGAUUUGUCUUGUUUUCUCUUCUUCUCUUAACAAACACUACCAAAUCUUUCAUAGUCGCUACGGGGGUAAAUGAGUUAUGUUCAUUUUUGUUUGUUUGCCUUGUUUUUACAUGAAAGCGACAGUAAUUCUGUCCGAGAGGUAUUUAUUCCUAGUAAUGAACGACUUGGUCCAUUUAGCGGAGACUAUAUGUAAUAUUGCCGUUCUGUCGAGAUUAUUUAAACGUAAACUCAUUGUGUUCCUAAUAAAAGUCCUGUCCUGUUGUCAUGUCUACAUUCAGUUUCAACUGAUGUAUCUUUUCGAUUACAUUAUAUUCAGAUAACAUCCGUGAGGAAUGACUUGGUGAAGAUUUCUAAAGCACGCUACACAUUCGCCUGUCGCUACAUCAGAGAUGCUUUGCUUUCUGCUUAUCGAUCGUAAGUUGAAGUAAACUAACAUUACUCUCUAAUCUUUUUGGAAGAGAGGUUUCCAGUUCAGUGCAUUUUUACUUUCAAAAGUGCAGGUAUCAAGAGUACUUUUCGUGGCGAACUUAGAAGUCAGUGCUAAUUUUAAAACUACAUUUUCAGUUCCCUGACUUUAUCUUGGGGCGUCUAAUCAAUGCGCCUCCGUUACUUCUUUUAGAACAACGCCGUUUGGAAUGUACUUAAAAGAGGCUGAAGAAGACGCUCUCUCCGAGGAUAAAGGUAUAUAAACAGUUACAACUCGCCUCUGUAGAAACGAGAAGGAAUCUUUCGCAAAGACCUAUGGGACUGUUAUUAAGGACAAGAAAAAAAAUGGCGCGAUCCCAGAAACAAUUGCGGGACGCGUUUCGGCUCCAGUUUCCUUCGCGUUUCUAAAGUAGCGAACAUUGUGCGUCUGUUUGAUUCCACGACUAACAUACAUCACAUUCUUUCUAACGUACUUUCUUUGGUCCAUUAGACAAAAACAAGGGAGAAGAAUCGCCUCGGAGCCAAGCUAGCAGUCGAGCCAGCAGUCGGGCCAGCAGUCACUCCAGCAAAAGCAGCCGCGCUAGCAGUCAAGGCCGCAACAGCAGAAGCGGUAGCCGCAGUCCAAGUGCUAAUGGGAGCACUGCACCCUCAUCCAAAGGGGCGUCACCCCGCGAGCCGGCAGAGGAGAGGAGAUCUUUCGAGGAACUGAAACAGGAGCUGGAGGAGGAACAUAGGAAGCAGCUGGAUGAGGUCAACAGAAAAAUACAGGAGUUACAAAGACUGCUGGAAGAGGAGAAGGAAAGACACAAGAGAGCAACAGCAGAACUUAAAGACAAGCGGCGAGAAUUAGACGAUGAACAACAGAAGUUUCUUCAACAGCAGAUCGAUGAGCAAAAUAAAAGGUUUGAACUUUGAUCUUGAUAAAACUUAUCAAUAAUUCAUAAGCCCAUUGACCUAUCAAAUGGUCGAUAAUACAUCACGUGCAGUGACUUUAUAUCGAUAAAAUCUCCCCUCAUUAGUAUACGGUGUUUUAUCAGAUAAAAAGUCACUGCACGUGACUUAUGAAUAUUAAUUAUCAGCACAGCAACUCAUACCGACACAACGAAUUGUGGGUGAAUAUUUAAUGUUCUUGCAAAAUUACACACGCAGUAAAUUUACUAUUGCACAAACUUAAACUUUGUUCUUUCACCAGUUUAAUCAGCUAAAAGUUCAGUGACUCGGCGGUAAUAUUGGCUAUAGCAGUGUCCAACCGUUGCCAAGACUUGCCAGUUGUGAAGACAUGACGCAAGGCUCGAGUCCUGAAUUUUUGUUUUCCUACGAUUCUGCCAUUCCAGAAAAAUGUUUUCAACGACUACUUUUUCACUACACGUGUUGUCUUUGGGGAAGCAUUUUCGAUUAACUUCCUCUCUUCCCCGGCACUUGUAGGUUUCCAAAAAGCUCUGGAACAGGACGCCAUAGUUUCCUUCGUGGAAGAAAAGUUCUAACGCGUGUGAGAUUUCAUUUUCUUGCAUCUCUAAUUUCAUACCUAAUAUUUUUUCGUAUGCUAAUUUCCAACAUUCACAAAAGCGUCAUUGUUAUCAACUCCAUUGAGACACGCUUUGCCAGGAAUGUCUUUGAAGACGCUCAAUAAACUCGCAGCACGUGUUUUAUCGGGUCUAAAAUCACUCGCCGAACACUGCUGCUCGUUUAUUAAACAAUACUUAGAAUUCUCAAACUCAUUAAUAAUUCAUAAAGAAUACAACGGAAAUUUAAUGUUUAAUGAGUGUUUGGAAAUCAGAUGAAAAACUGCUCAUUUUUGCAUCCUUAAUUUCUUCUUCUAAAAUCCCUUUGUGUGAAGUAAUAUCAAGCAUUCGACAUAGUGUUUCAUCACCAGAGGAAACACCUCGAAGUUCGUUAAAAAUACUCGGUGUUUCAUCUGGUGAUGAAACACUGCGUCUCAUUCUUGAUUUACCACUUGACCAAAAACAGCAAUAUCCUCGUGACAAAGAUUUUUGUUUAUGAAUCUCCCACAGGGCUUGAAAAAAAAACCUUGAAUUCCAGCUUGUCCUUUGGGCAAGCAGCUCUCACAUUUUGCUUGCCCCGGGGCCACUUCAUUGCUCGUCGUAGUUAAUCGUUUUAAGCCCCAACAUCAACAUGCAUCUUCUCCACACUGUUCUUCACACAUUCUUUAUGGUACUGCUUGAGAGAAUUUGUUCUAACAUCACAACAUUUGAUCUUUGGUGAUCAUUUCAUUCAUUCUCAUAACCUGUCUGUUUGAUCGGACAAUGUUAUCGUUGUGAGAAAUUGGAUGUGAGUCACUAUUGGGGCUUAAAUGGUUAAAAGUUAUUUGCCCAGCAUGAAAAUCUACUUGUCCCGGACUACCGGACGCGACUUUUUUCGGGCCCUAGAAUCAGGAAUUUAAUCUUUGUCUCCUCCUGUACUAUGUUGUAGUAAUUUUAAGUUCUCGGAGCACCUCUUUUUAUUUUAAUUUUCGCAAACAGGCAAACAGAGAUUCAGGAUGAACAAAAACGGCUUCAAAACCAACAGGAAGAACUGCUUAAAAAACAAAAAGAACAACAAGAGCAGCUUCUGAUGCAGCAGUACAACCAAACGCAGCAGCUACAGUUACAACAGCAACAACUUUUACAACAAUUAGCAAACAACCUCCAAGCCGCUCAGGACAGACCCGAACGCCCCCGCGUAAAGAUUCCCGAUAUCCCUGUGGUGUCUCCUCCGAGAUCACGUUCAAUAUCUCCGCCCAGUCCGUCGUCCGCGCGGUCAACUCCGCGGUCGUCGUCGCGGUCGUCCCCUAGGGCGUCGGUGAAAGGUUCGGAGAAGUCAUCAUCUAAAGGUAAGACUAAAUGACAUCAAAUUCAAGCUGAAAACAUUUUCAAUGAAAUUUCUUGGUUUGACUUCACUGAUUCGGUAUGUCUGUAGAGAUUCUAAGCAUUUAUGGUCGAUUUAGGGCCGGUUGUUUAAAAGAAAGUACAAUGUAGACAGUGGUUUUAGAUAAUCGGUACACCUUGAUAUCUCUUUAUUAGAGGGAUAUUUGAAGAAAAUUGGUAAAUGUUUUUUUCCAAUCUAAACUAUCUGCUUUCUUGACAGUUCUCAUGCAUAGAAAGUAACUCUAAGAUACUAGUUUGAUUUCACUUGUUUUUGCUGAUUUGAUGAUGGUUUAGAUUGCGGGUUUUGUUUCAAUGUAUAAAAAAUGGGCUAAGCAACGACGACGGUAGCGAAAACGUCACCCAUCGUGCUGCUUUGAAGUCCAUCGCUUAUAUUUCAGCUCUUUUAAUUUGUCAAAUGUUGGCGAUUUUUUCAGGAGUUGAAUUAUAAAGGACUGUAUCUAAGUUCUUUCCGCAGUGCAUAUAUGAUUUAUUUCAGAUAGCAUUAACACUCAUUUCUUUCACGGGAACAUAUGAACCAACAACUGACCCGCUCCCAACGUCAGUGGCUUCAUAGCUCAGUUGGUAGAGCAUCGCACCGGUAAUCGCGAGGUCACGGGUUCAAACCCCGUUGAAGUCCUGAUUUUUUUGUUUCAGGCUUCUUUACGCAAUUGCAUAAAUUGCGUUCACUGCGACGAUCAUUUCAUCAUUUUCAUUUCAUUUCCGCAGUUCAUAUAUGAUUUAUUUCAUAUGUCAUUAACAAAAAGAAAACCGUCGUCUAGAGUUCACGUCCUCCAAAAAAAGGAAAAAAUAGGACGUUUCACGUCGUAGUCGUGCAGUGACGGCAAAGAAAGGUACAACUCAAAAGCGUGAUGCACGUGCAAAGUUGUUGUUUUGCCAUUCUCGUUGCCAUCGCCGAUGCCAUGGCUUCCUAAUCCUAGGGUUUUUCUUAGCAAGUGCGGGAACGCUUAAAUGUCUAGGAUAUUGGGGUAGGUUGGUUCGAUGCAUAAAAUACGUUACCGUGGUUGGUUUAAAGUGGAACGUUUUGAAUUUGUUUGCCUCCCUCAUCUACUGGAACUGCCGUUCAGUUCACCAAUAUAUUCCUCUUUUUGUAGGUUCCCCUCGUAGUUCGCAAGAAUCAUCAAAGAAAUCUUCAUCACCUGGAAAACCUUUAGCUGAGUCUUCAAGACCAACGUCUGCUAGAUCAAAAUCAUCUAAACGAUCUUCUCAUAACAGCCUGCCUCCAGGAUCUGAUGAUGAACACAAAGAAGAGGAAAGCGACAAAGAAGAAGGCGAGAAGCAGUCUACAAAGAGUGAAAAAGAAAAAUCAUCAUCCUCUUCGUCAUCGUCGUCGUCGUCAUCCUCCUCCUCAUCAGACUCUUCUGAUGACGAGAAGCCCGACGGAGAAGAUGAGGUGCCGGCCGCUGCCCUCGCCGCUGGCAGCGAAGAUGAACCUCCCGCGGUCCAGUUCCACGUAUCCAAUGGGAACGAAGCGUGUCUUUUGACUAAAGGAUCUCACGGGCUCCUGAUAUGUAAGUUUUACCAAUACAAGUGCAGUCGACAACUCCCUCAAAGACGGACACCUUUGAGAGUGACCUUAAGUGUCCUUCUGAGAAAGAUGUCCGUCUUAUAGAGUCAAUUAGAGAGAGUAAAGAAAGGCGGUGACCAGCUGUAGAUGUCCGUUGUACCGAUGUAUUCGUCUCUUAGAAGUGUCCGUCGAGAGAGAGAGUCGACUGUAUAUGUAUGUAUCUCCAAUUUCAUUAGCAGUAAAACGUAGCGGCUCCCAUAACAAUAGUAGUGAUACUAAACUUAUAAAACCACAGUAAAUUCCUCAAAUGUGAGUACAUCAUAACUUCAGUGAAUUCAGUGUAAUAACUCAGUUUAAAAUUGGGUCGUGAUGUAAAGAUGCUGAGGAUGAAAAUGGCACAGCGUUAAAAAACGUUGCAGAAAAAUCAAACGCGUAAUAGAGCUUUAUUGUAGACAGUAGCUGAAGAGGCCUUUUCUCGACGAAAAUUCAGAAAAUUAAGUGUAACAUAUAUGCUUAAAACAUUUCAAUGUUAGGAGUUUUCGAUAGAAUAAACAAGUAAAAAAAACCCGCGACUGUGAGCGUUAUUGGUGACCCAUUAUAUUAGUAGGUAAUAGAUACACCUUAUUCUAUGGUUUAGCAUAAAAUACUGGUUAAACCAGGACACUACAGUGUAUUACGGCCUCGUAUUUUGCGCGUUCUCUUAACCUUAUAUGGUAAAAUGACAUAAUAGUGGAAUAGUAAAAUGGUUUAUAUGUGAAAUAUGGAAAAUAAAGCGCCCGGCACCAUUUGAUAACACACACUUAUUUAGGUCUUGCGGGUAUUUCCCAUUUCAGCUCGCCUUCCUCCGGACCAGGACCCCGCUGUAGAAACAGGCCGCGUUCCAAGAUCGCUAGAGGUGGGAGAAGAAGUUCUAGCUCGGUGGUCGGACGAGGGAUGGUAUUAUCGAGGUAAAACUUGAUUGACUUUCCCAAUUCUAUUACCUUUUUCGGUAUCCCUGGCUUGUUCUCUGUUACUUUGCGCCUGUACAACGCAGGUGGUUUCUAUGUCCGAGACUUGAAAAGUUUAAUUGUUAUUGAAACGGGGCCACCAGACCGCCCUAUAUGCAUAGUUAAUGUUUUACAGUAAAAUUUGUCCCCACGACUAGGAUCUUCCUAGGGCUCCUUAUAAGUACUAGGAUCUUCCUAUCUGAGGGGUAGGAAGAUCCUUGUACUAGGAAGAUCCUAGCACCAUGUAAACUGCCUUCGCUAGGAAGAUCCUAGUAUUAGGGACAAACCACGCAAAAAUGGUGGCGGGUCGUUCAGUGGCUAAUCACGGGAAUAAAGGCCGACCAUUUCGUUUGGCCUUACCGCGAGCUGAUAAUUGUGAUAAUUCUGCUGAAAAGUAGUUAUUAACGGCAGCAAAGAGAGAAGAAGGGCCCAAAUUGCAGUUCUUGUUUUUGUUGCCCGCCAUUUUUAAUUCGUUCUCGAACCUUCUCGUCUUGGGCACUACACGGACCGAAAUUUCUGCAUGUAAACCCAACGUAAAGUUGUUCCGCCUUCAAGGAUCUUUCCCCUCCAUUUGAACAGCCCCCAUAAAACGAAGGAGCGAUUCUAGCCCUGGGAAAUCUUAAUUGUUAUGGAAAUGUCUGCGAGCAGUCCCUUUUCAGUCGAGUCGAGACAAGCGAACAAGUCGAUAGGAGAACUGAAAAGAGGCUGCUUUUAUCUCAUGAUUGAGUUUAACGCAGAUGAGUUUUGUUUUGUUUCCAGUCUAAUCAGCCCGUCUAGAAUACUAAUAUUUGCGCUCUUCUAGUAUUGGGCUACGAAGAACUACGUAUUUAUAUUGGUUGAAUAAAGUUGUUGUUGUUGUUUUAACUGUUUUUAUUGCUUUCAUCAGGCACCAUCAAGCAAGAUUAUGGAGAUGGAAGUUAUUUCGUAGAGGACAGCGUAGGUGACCUGGAACAAAUCUACAGACCGGAUAUCAUCACAGAAGCAGAUGAUGCUGAAAAUGAGAUCGGUGUACAUGAUCCUGUGAUUGCGCUUCAUCCUUCAUUUCCUUACGCUUAUGCACCAGGUACGACAGUCAUGAAGAUUUAUCUUUGUGCAUGA
Porites evermanni is the source of this 8094-nucleotide messenger RNA. The record is from the annotation of a GenBank genome assembly. Lineage: Eukaryota; Metazoa; Cnidaria; Anthozoa; Scleractinia; Poritidae.